ACGCUACUUCUGGGUUUCUAUAUAUUGUGGGAUAAUUUUCUCAGUAUAUUUUUUUUCAAUUCACGAAUUACUGUAGAUUGUGGAGUAAAAUAUUUAAGCCAUUUCCGUCAUUUGGGAAUCCUCCAGUCCUGCAGCAGAAGACAACAUGGCGGGCUUGUGUCGGUCAGCUCUCAACCUUCUGCGGUCAUCAGGAGUCCGCCAGCUCAGCACUGAUGUAAAGACUGUCACGCUGAUCCCAGGUGAUGGCAUUGGCCCGGAGAUUUCUGCUGCCGUACAGAAGAUCUUUUCUGCAGCCGAGGUUCCCAUCGCCUGGGAGGAGGUGGACGUUACCCCUGUGAAGGGACCAGAUGGCAAGUUUGGCAUUCCUCCAGCAGCCAUUGAGUCUGUCAACCGGAAUGGCAUUGGACUGAAGGGCCCCCUCAUGACUCCAGUGGGCAAGGGCCAUCGCUCUCUCAACCUGGCCAUCCGUAAGGAGUUCAGUCUGUAUGCCAACGUGAGACCGUGCCGCAGUGUGGAGGGCUAUGAGACACUCUAUCGGGAUGUGGAUGUGGUGACCAUCCGAGAGAACACAGAGGGAGAGUACUCCGGCAUAGAGCACGAGAUUGUUGACGGUGUGGUGCAGAGCAUUAAGCUGAUCACUGAGCCAGCUUCCCGCAGGGUGGCUGAGUAUGCCUUCCAGUACGCCCGCAGCAAUGGCAGGUCCAAGGUGACGGCAGUGCACAAGGCCAACAUCAUGCGCAUGUCGGAUGGACUCUUCCUCCGGUGUUGCCGAGAGACUGCCGAGAAGAAUCCGGACAUCAAGUUUGAGGAGAAAUACUUGGAUACGGUGUGCCUCAAUAUGGUGCAAGAUCCCUCUCAGUAUGACGUGCUGGUCAUGCCCAACCUGUACGGAGACAUCCUCUCUGAUCUCUGUGCUGGCCUGGUGGGGGGCCUGGGCCUCACACCCUCAGGGAACAUAGGGGAGGGUGGUGCUGUGUUUGAGUCUGUCCACGGCACUGCUCCAGACAUUGCUGGUCAGGACAAGGCCAAUCCUACGGCCCUCCUCCUGUCAGCGGUGAUGAUGCUGCGCUACAUGGAUCUACACAAACACGCUUCCGUCAUUGAACAGGCCUGCUUUGAGACCAUCAAGGAGGGUAAUUUCCGCACUGGUGAUCUAGGUGGCUCUGCAAAGUGUUCUGAGUUCACUGACGAAAUUUGCCGUAAGAUUUCCAACUCAUAAUGUUAGUCUUCCAGGUUCAGUAUAAAUGGAGAGGUGAAUAAGAUGAUCAGAUCUGUAGUACUUAAAAUAUUUAGAUGAAAUAAAAAUGCAGAAUCCAAAUUAGCUACUGAAAUAUUUCAUUUUAUAUGCUUUAGUUAUUCUUUUGUUAACUAGAUUUUGUUACUGCUUGUCAAGAAAAUGCUGUGGCACUUGUUGAGCAGCCACACUGAUCUCAUGAAAAUAAAAAAAAGCAAAAAUGUUUGAACUAAAAAUUAGAUUUUAUCUUAGUAUUGAAAAGACGAAAAUAAAAAUGUUUGAACAAAAAAACUAGUAUUGAAAAGACAAAAAAAGUUAGUCAGUAGCAACAAAGAAAAUGUACUAAUGAAGUUAGGAAAAAUUAAUGUUGAUCUUAUAUUGAAAAGUUGUUUGUUAAUAGAAGAUAGAUUUUCUUAAUCAAAAUGUCAAACAUUAGUAGUUUACUGUAAACUAUCUACCUAAUUUAAAUGUUAUGUAUAUAGUGAGUGAAAUGUCUGUUAAUAUUCUGUACAUAAAAUAAAUGUUGUAUCUAA
This is a messenger RNA of Portunus trituberculatus (swimming crab), 1767 nucleotides long. It is a transcript of the gene Idh3a, whose product is annotated as probable isocitrate dehydrogenase [NAD] subunit alpha, mitochondrial. Gene Ontology annotation, molecular function: NAD binding; magnesium ion binding; isocitrate dehydrogenase (NAD+) activity. The transcript is spliced from 4 exons. The record is from RefSeq and is a predicted model, not a curated record. Gene Ontology annotation, biological process: tricarboxylic acid cycle; isocitrate metabolic process. NCBI's taxonomy places the organism in Eukaryota, Metazoa, Arthropoda, Malacostraca, Decapoda, Portunidae. Gene Ontology annotation, cellular component: mitochondrion. The coding region runs from base 146 to 1219 and encodes 357 amino acids.